UGAGAGAAAGAGGCUUGAGUUACCAGGCAACUAACAUUUCCUCAAAUGUAGUGUAGGCUUCAUACAGUUAGACUGACUCAGUUUUACUCAGUUUAAUAUUUAAUUUCAGUAAACUGCACACUUACACCGGAUUACAGACACAGAAGAGCACACUCGAGAAAAAAGAUGUCACGUGCCACAUCCAAGAGCCGGAGUGAAAAGGGACGGGUCACAUCUGCUCAGCCCCCGCCUCCCCCUCAAACACCAGAAGAUGUGGACGUAGUCCCUGGUAAACUCACCCAGACUGAGUGGAUGUCCAUGAUAUCUCAGCAAGAAGGAGAGGACAUUGUGGCAGAAAUUGUGGAAGAGCUUAUGAACAGAGUGAUGGAGAGGUGUCGUAAGGUGGACAUUGAUAAUCAGCUGGUGCCUUUCACUGUGGCUUGGGCGAAGGAUGCCAUGCUCCAGGUGGUAAAGUUGCAGUACCUGAUGCGCGAUGAAGGUGACGGAGAGAACACAGUCGUGGAGGAUGAAGAACCUACACCUUCUACAAUAGAUUCUUGGGCUGAAGGCUGUGUGCCGAUUAUCAGAAAACCAGCUCAAUCACAGCUGGGAUGUAAGCUGGAUGGACAGGAUGCUGACAUUGUAGAUUCCCAACAAAACCAGAGUAGUCUGUCAAUGAAGGAAACAAAAACUCGUCAAAAAGAACCCAGAAGAGAUAAAAAACAAAGCAGCAGGGCUGUGAAGCUCAUCCCUGCAGCUCAUGCUAAACUGGAACUGCAAAGAAAACCACAUCCACCUGACACAUCUUAAUAAAACAAGCCUUCAGAACCUUUUAAAGAACCGUGCAUAUUGAAGGUUAGAGUGUCCUAACUAGAGAACCACACCAAAGUGAGGUUCUUCAAGCCCAUGGCCUCAGCACAUCCAAUCAGCAUGGAGAAUGAUUAUUGAGAAAAUUGUUUUCGGAGGAAUAAGAGCCAUACUCUUUUGGAGAUGCUGCCUGUUACACAAACUGCAUUGUUUAUUAGGAAGCUCAUAAGAACCAUUUUGUUCUUUGUGUGUUUUAACAACAUGGAUUGUUACUGUAAAAGCAUUACUAUUAAAACAUAAAAUGCCAAAUGUACAA
Messenger RNA from Astyanax mexicanus (Mexican tetra), 1102 nucleotides. RefSeq lists its product as uncharacterized. The record is from RefSeq and is a predicted model, not a curated record. The coding region runs from base 166 to 789 and encodes 207 amino acids. Lineage: Eukaryota; Metazoa; Chordata; Actinopteri; Characiformes; Acestrorhamphidae. The transcript has 4 exons.